CGAUCUCUCGAGUCUCCCCACUCUCCUUUGCUUUCCUGUAAAAGACAAUGUAAAAAAGCGAUUAACAAUCAUAUCUCACUCACAUUGGUCGAUAUCCGACACGGCAAUUGGCUCUCCAUUCUUUUGAAAUAUGAUGUCAUAAAUAUAUCAGUGAUCGCUGAGCACAUGAGAUAUGACUUUGUCCACGAAACCUCAUGGAAUCUCUAACCCAAGCCCGGAACCCGCUUUUGGCCCUCAAUUUGCUCGUGGUGCUGGUAUGUUUCGGGGUGGAACAGAUCCACGCCGUUCCAAUUCAAAAUGAACGGAUCCAAGUGGACAGACUUUUGCAACUUCUUCAAGAUGCCAGAAAACCCGCCCAAGACGCUAACAAUGGUUGGACAAAAAUCACGGAAGAUGAUGUUCUGGAUGUCAUGUUGGGUUUGGAUCCGCAAUCUAAAGAUUCCGUGAAUGACCAAGGACAGAUCAUUGACCCUUCUUCCAAAGUUGAAACCCCAGGCUUACUCCAAGAUCGCUUUUUGAACACGCCUUCAUUGGCGGUGUACGCUCCUCUUCCCAACGUCUCCAUCACCACGUUCAAACCAACUCUCCAAAUCGGCCAAGACUCUGAACCACAAAUGACGAACUCUCCAUGGAAUCGAACUUUAUCUCAAGCUAACGGUCCACAAGAUCCGCAAGAUCCGAGUUUCUCAAUUUUUCAUGAUGUACGCAAUCUAGGUAUCACCCAAUUUGACCAAGAAAAAUGCCUUUGUGGUGUGGACGUUUUAAGACCUCAUUCCUUACUUAAUCAUCGGCAUGAGUCGCAGACAGAAUUCACUUCAAUCGCCGCAAGAACUCAGAAACCUUGGACCGCCGUGAUCGUUUCGAAGGCAUGGAAUCAAGAGGUCCGGCGAUGUGAGGGAUCAUUGAUCAAUCAUCACUUUGUGCUGUCUUCGGUGAACUGUCUCUGUGGGCAAUCGAACCGGAUUUUAUCCGCUCUUUGUCGUGAUCCCGAGAAAUCUGUCAUUGACAUUUAUCCCACCUCUCUGCAACAAUUCGAUGUGUUUCUCGGAAGAGCUGAGAACGGAAAACCCAGAGAAAGGUACACUGGAACCAGAGUCGUCAUUCCAAAGGGCAUGCUGACCUUUGGACUGGUCAAGGACGAUGUAGCCCUCCUCCGGGUUGACCCUUACGUGACCUUCAACGACAACUUGAUGCCCAUUUGUUUGGACGGCUCGCUCCUGGAAGUUGCCCGACUGAAUCCCUCUCGAAUCUCCAUGGAUGAACCCUUCGCUCCAGUGCCUGAGUUAUUAUCGAACCAAAUUUGCACCACCGACGGUCGACUUCCCAAACGAUUCCACCAUUGUGCCAGCCAGUGUCAAGGAACCACUCCUCCCAGUGAACAAGAUGCGUUUUGUUCCCGGUUUUGGAACGAACUGAAAGCAGAUUACACUUGGGAUCCGGACUCAAGUCCACGGACCACGUUCAUUGUGGAACAAAGCGGAGCAGUGGAUCAAGUUUGUUUUCCUCAACAAUCAGCUCGAUCCCAAUUGGGUUGGUGUCGAGUGAAACAUGCGGAUUCAACUCUCGAUUAUUCCCAGGGAAAUGAUUGGGGAUUUUGCUCCGAGAACUGCGACGAGACUCUUGGUUUUGAGUCCAAAGAUGAUCGCAAUCCUCGGGAUGUGCUUCUGGAGAUUCAGGAUAUAGCAUAUUGUCAAAGAUUAGGAGAUUUCAAAGACAAAUCCGAGUUCUGUGCCGGGGAUCUAAUUCUACCCGAAGUAAAGCGAUAUCGUUGGAUUCCAAAUCAAGGAUUGGAAGAGCUCACCGUCUCAGAAAAGGAUUAUCUGCCAUUCUUGGGAGGCUUUGCCACAUGCCAGGAUUUCAUUGGAGGCGGCCCAGCUUGGCAGUGGACCAAAAUCAGUGGAGAAGCCCUACAAAUUAGGGCCAUUCAAGUGGGCGUGGCCAGUCGGAGCUUGGGCUGUUGUCCUGCACAUAACCCGACGGUAUUCCUCAAAAUUGGUGAAAGAAGAGAAUGGGUAUUGGAACAAAGUCAAUCCGGAGGAUGCCAGAACUACGCUUGAGCAAACAAAUCGAGUAAAAUUUUGAAAGACCAAGUAAAAUCACGAUGGUUA
Tigriopus californicus is the source of this 2108-nucleotide messenger RNA. RefSeq lists its product as uncharacterized. NCBI's taxonomy places the organism in Eukaryota, Metazoa, Arthropoda, Copepoda, Harpacticoida, Harpacticidae. Bases 195 to 2057 code for a protein of 620 amino acids. Gene Ontology annotation, biological process: proteolysis. The transcript has 7 exons. The record is from RefSeq and is a predicted model, not a curated record. Gene Ontology annotation, molecular function: serine-type endopeptidase activity.